Molecule: messenger RNA, 10478 nt
Organism: Dama dama (fallow deer)
Lineage: Eukaryota; Metazoa; Chordata; Mammalia; Artiodactyla; Cervidae
Gene: WNK1
Product: WNK lysine deficient protein kinase 1
Exons: 28
Coding region: 99-7988 (2629 amino acids)
Biological process (GO): positive regulation of sodium ion transmembrane transporter activity; negative regulation of sodium ion transport; monoatomic ion homeostasis
Cellular component (GO): cytosol; cytoplasm
Molecular function (GO): potassium channel inhibitor activity; chloride channel inhibitor activity; protein serine/threonine kinase activity
Source: RefSeq, a predicted model, not a curated record
CUCGGGCCGCCGAGUCAGUGCCGAGUGAGGGGCCGUCGCCCCGGGCCGGCCCCCUUCUUCCUCGAACUCGAGCCGCCCGCCUCGCUCCCGUUCCCACCAUGUCUGGCGGCGCCGCCGACCAGCAGAGCAGCGCGCCGGGCUCGCUGUUCCUCUCGCCGCCGGCGCCUGCCCCCAAGAAUGGCUCCAGCUCGGACUCCUCGGUGGGGGAGAAACUGGGCGCCGCGGCGGCCGACGCCGCAGCCGGACGGACGGAGGAGUACCGGCGUCGCCGCCAUACCAUGGACAAGGACAGCCGGGGGGCGGCCGCGACCACCACCACGGAGCACCGCUUCUUCCGCCGCAGCGUCAUCUGCGACUCCAACGCUACGGCGCUGGAGCUGCCCGGCCUCCCUUUGCCGCUGCCCCAGCCCGGCGCGGCUGCAGUGGUCCCGCAGCGGAGCCCCCCGGAGCCCCCGCGCGAGGAGACCUUGACCCCCGCUGCCGCCGCCCAGGUGGCCCAGCAGCCACCCGCCGCCGCCGCCGCCCCCGAAGAGCCGGUCGCCGCGGGCCCGGCCACCUCUUCGGCCCCGGGUAGCGCGGGCAAAGACCGCCAGGCUGUCCAGCCCGGCCCCGUGGGGAGCCGAGAGGAGCCUCCGUCGUCUAGAAGUGGCAGCGGCGGCGGCAGCGCCAAGGAGCCCCAGGAGGAACGGAGCCAGCAGCAGGAUGACAUCGAGGAGCUGGAGACCAAGGCCGUGGGCAUGUCCAACGACGGCCGCUUUCUCAAGUUUGACAUCGAGAUUGGCAGGGGCUCCUUUAAGACGGUCUACAAGGGUCUGGACACCGAGACCACCGUGGAGGUCGCUUGGUGUGAGCUGCAGGAUCGGAAGUUAACAAAGUCUGAGAGGCAGCGAUUUAAAGAAGAGGCUGAAAUGCUAAAGGGUCUUCAGCAUCCCAAUAUUGUUCGAUUCUAUGAUUCCUGGGAAUCCACAGUAAAGGGAAAGAAGUGCAUUGUGUUGGUGACUGAACUGAUGACAUCUGGAACUCUUAAAACGUACCUGAAAAGGUUCAAGGUGAUGAAGAUCAAAGUUUUGAGAAGCUGGUGCCGUCAGAUUCUUAAAGGACUUCAGUUUCUUCAUACUCGAACUCCACCUAUUAUUCACCGGGAUCUUAAGUGUGACAACAUCUUUAUCACUGGCCCCACAGGCUCAGUCAAGAUUGGAGACCUAGGUCUGGCCACCCUGAAGCGGGCUUCUUUUGCCAAGAGUGUGAUAGGUACCCCAGAGUUCAUGGCCCCUGAGAUGUAUGAAGAGAAGUAUGAUGAAUCCGUUGAUGUUUAUGCUUUUGGAAUGUGCAUGCUCGAGAUGGCCACGUCUGAAUACCCGUACUCAGAGUGCCAGAACGCUGCACAGAUCUACCGUCGAGUGACUAGCGGAGUGAAGCCAGCCAGUUUUGACAAAGUAGCAAUUCCAGAAGUGAAGGAAAUUAUUGAAGGAUGCAUACGGCAAAACAAAGAUGAAAGAUACUCUAUCAAAGACCUUUUGAACCAUGCCUUCUUCCAGGAGGAAACAGGGGUACGGGUAGAAUUAGCAGAAGAAGAUGAUGGAGAAAAGAUAGCCAUUAAAUUAUGGCUACGUAUUGAAGAUAUUAAGAAACUAAAGGGGAAAUACAAAGACAAUGAAGCUAUCGAGUUUUCCUUUGACUUGGAGAAAGAUGUGCCAGAAGACGUUGCUCAAGAAAUGGUAGAUUCUGGGUAUGUCUGUGAAGGUGACCACAAGACCAUGGCAAAAGCCAUCAAAGAUAGAGUAUCGUUAAUUAAGAGAAAACGAGAACAGCGUCAAUUAGUGCGGGAGGAGCAAGAAAAAAGGAAGCAGGAGGAGAGCAGCCUCAAGCAGCAGGUCGAGCAGCAGCCCAGCACCUCCCAGGCCGGAGUCCAACAGCCCCCUGCCACCAGCACUGGCGGACCCGCUCCCUCUGCUGUGUCUGCAUCCGUCUCCACGCAGGUAGAGCCAGAAGAGCCUGAGGCCGACCAGCACCAGCAGCUGCAGUACCAGCAGCCUGGUGUGUCUGUGAUAUCUGACGGGACAGUUGACAGUGGUCAAGGGUCUUCUGUCUUCACGGAAUCUCGAGUGAGCAGCCAACAGACAGUUUCGUACGGGUCCCAGCAUGAGCAGGCACCUUCCACUGGCGCCCCCCCAGGGCACACAGCAUCUGUUGUCCAAGCGCAGGCUCAGCCCCAUGCAGUAUAUCCACCCUCAAGUUUGCCUCAGUCCAUGGCGCAUCCGCGUGGGGGGACCCCAACAUACCCAGAAUCACAGAUAUUUUUCCCAACUAUUCAUGAACGUCCAGUUUCUUUUUCACCACCUCCCACCUGUCCACCGAAGGUGGCCAUUGCCCAGCGGCGUAAGAGCACCUCCUUCUUGGAAGCCCAAACUCACCAGUUCCAACCCCUGCUGAGGACUGUCGGCCAGAGUCUUCUUCCACCUGGUGGCAGCCCACCUAACUGGACUCCAGAGACUGUAGUCAUGUGGGGCCCUGCAGCCAGUAGAGUCGCUGGAGAGCUGUGUGAGGUGCAGGCCCAUCCUGUGUUUGAGCCAGCUCCAGUUUACAGUGACUACAGAGCUGGACUGGUGCUUCCAGAAGAAGCUCACUACUUCCUCCCUCCGGAAGCAGUGUAUCUAGCCGGGGUACAUUACCAGGCCCAGGUGGCAGAACAGUUUGAGGGUAUUCCAUACAGCUCACCAGUCCUGUCAAGUCCUAUGAAGCAGACACCUGAGCAGAAGCCAGUGCACGGGGGCCCCACCUCCAGUUCUGUCUUUGAAUUUCCAUCGGGACAGGCUCUCCUGGUAGGACACCUCCAGAAUGUAAGAUUAGAUUCGGGACUGAGCCCAGGCUCUCCCCUGUCUAGCGUUUCUGCACCUGUCAGUACAGAUGCCACACACUUGAAGUUUCACCCUGUCUUUGUUCCUCAUUCUGCACCUGCUGUGUUAACUCAUAACAACGAAAGCAGAAGCAGUUGUGUGUUUGAGUUUCACAUUCAUACUCCAAGCUCCUCUUCAGGAGAAGGAGAGGGAGGAGUUUUACCUCAGCGCAUUUACCGAAAUCGGCAGGUUGCUGUGGACUCGAACCAGGAAGAACCACCUCCUCAACCUGCAGGAUUACACAGCCGCCUGCAGCCUGUGACUGAAGAGCAGCAGACGCCCCAGGCCCCAGAGUUGACCAUCUCUGUGGUGGAGCCCACCGGACAGACCUGGCCCAUAGGAAGCCCAGAGUACUCCAGUGAUUCCUCCCAGGUCACUUCUUCAGACCCCAGUGAAUUUCAGUCACCUCCCCCUACAGGGGGAGCAGCUGCUCCUUUUGGCUCUGACGUCUCAUUACCCUUUAUCCGCCUGCCUCAGACAGUGUUGCAAGAAUCCCCACUCUUCUUCUGUUUCCCCCAAGGAGCCACCUCUCCGCAGGUUUUAUCCGCCUCAUUUUCUUCAGGAGGAUCUGCACUCCAUCCACAGGCACAGGGGCAGAGCCAGGGUCAGCCAUCUUCAAGUAGUUUAACAGGGGUUCCAUCCUCCCAACCCAUGCAGCAUUCUCAGCAGCAGCAAGGAGUGCAGCCGACAGCCCCCUCUCAGCAGGCGGCGCAGUAUCCGCUCCCUCAGGCAUCGGCCCCCAGCGAGGCCGCGAUUGCUCAGCCCGUGAGUCAGCCUCCACCUCCACAGGCCUUGCCACACGUGUCCGCGGGAAAACAGGGCUUCCCACCUCGACUGCCAUCACAGUACCCAGGAGACUCAAACAUUGCUCCCUCUUCCAGCGCAGCUUCUGUGUGCCUGCCUUCUGCAGUCCUGUCCCCUCCCAUGCCAACAGAGGCGCUGGCUGCCCCUGGUUACUUUCCUGCAAUGGUGCAGUCCUAUGUGGAGUCCAGUCUCUUGGUUCCUGUGGGCAGUGUAGGAGGACAGGUCCAGGUGUCCCAGCCGGCAGUGAGCUUAGCACAAGCCCCCACCACAUCCUCCCAGCAAGCAGCUCUGGAGAGCACUCAGGUCGUCUCUCAGGUGGCUCCUUCAGAGCCAGCUCCCGGGGCUCAGCCACAGCCUGCCCAGCCAGCCACGGUGGUCUCUUCUAUAGACAGCGCACACUCAGAUGUGGCUUCAGGCAUGAGUGAUGGCAACGAGAACGUCCCCUCGUCCAGCGGGAGGCACGAGGGCAGGACGACGAAGCGGCUGCAUCGGAAGUCUAUAAGGAGCCGCUCUCGUCACGAGAAGCCUUCCCGCCCCAAACUGAGAAUUCUCAAUGUUUCAAAUAAAGGAGAUCGGGUGGUAGAAUGUCAGUUAGAGACUCACAAUCGGAAGAUGGUUACAUUCAAAUUCGAUUUAGAUGGUGACAACCCUGAGGAGAUAGCCACAAUUAUGGUGAACAAUGACUUUAUUCUGGCACUGGAGAGAGAUGCGUUUGUGGAGCAAGUGCGGGAGAUCAUUGAGAAAGCUGACGAGAUGCUCAGUGAGGAUGUCAGCGUGGAGCCAGAGGGUGACCAGAGCUUGGAGAGUCUCCAUGGCAAGGAUGACUAUGGCUUCUCAGGCGCCCAAAAAUUGGAAGGAGAGUUCAAACAACCGAUUCCUGCAUCUUCCAUGCCACAACAGAUAGGCGUUCCUGCCAGUUCUUUAACUCAAGUUGUUCAUUCUGCUGGAAGACGGUUUAUAGUAAGUCCUGUGCCAGAAAGUCGAUUACGAGAAUCAAAACUUUUCACUGAAAUUUCAGAUACAGUUGCUGCUUCCACAUCUGCGGGCCCUGGAAUGAACUUGUCUCACUCUGCCUCGUCCCUUAGUCUGCAGCAGGCCUUUUCUGAACUUAGACACGCUCGGAUGGCAGAAGGGCCGAGCACGGCUCCUCCCCACUUUGGUCAGACAGGCCCCGUGUUUCCAGCAGUGCCUCCCCCACUGAGCAGCGCCCCUGGAGCCCCGGCCGCAGCAGCUGCAGCCUCAAUGUCAGCCCCUGCCCCGAGCCACCCUCUUAGUGACGUGGCCACGUCGGUCAUUCAGGCUGAGGUGACAGUGGCCCCUGGAACAGGUGUCAUGCCUCCCAGUGGUCUCCCUGUACCCCCUGCAUCUGAGUCCCUGGCACCUUCCAGCGUGGCCCCCAGCAUCACCAUCCCUGCAGUUCUCUCGGCACUGCCGGUGCCCCAGGCAGCGCAGGCUCCCACCCCCGGCGGCGGGGCCUCCAGUGCAGGCACUUUCCCCUCUGCACCUGCAUCCCUGGCACCAGCCUCUGCUGUAGGCAGUGCUGUUGCCUCUGCUGCUCAGCUUCCACCUGUGCCGUCUCAGCCCGCGGCAGGCAGCUCGGCCGGGGUGGCCACGCUGACAGCCGUGCCCGCUGCCGCUCUGGGCCCCAGCCUCAUGGCACCGCCGUCCCUUGCUCUCAGCAGCAGCACCUCCGCCCCGGCUCUGGCGGAAACAGUGCUGGUCAGUGCCCACGCCCUGGAUAAGACAGCUCACAGCAGCACCACUGGACUGGCUCUGCCCCUUCCUGCCACCUCGUCCUCUCCCGCCCCCGGAGCAGGAGUGUCCAGUGCUGUUUCUCAGCCUGCUGCUGCGGCUCACCCUUUGGUUCUCCCCUCAGUCAUAGCCUCUACUCCCGUACUCUCCCAGGCAGGACCCGUGUCAACACCCCUGCUGCCCCAGGUACCCGGCAUCCCACCCCUGGUACAGCCUGCUGUCAGCGUGCCUGCCGUGCAGCAGACCCUGGUUCAUAGUCAGCCUCAGCCUGCUCCACUCCCCAACCAGCCCCACACUCACUGUCCUGAGAUAGACACUGACACUCAACCCAAAGCUCCCGGGAUCGACGAUAUCAAGACUUUGGAGGAAAAGCUGCGAUCUCUCUUCAGUGAGCAUGGCUCAUCUGGAGCCCAGCAUGCCCCCGUCUCGCUGGAGACCUCGCUCGCUGUGGAGACCGCAGUCACAGCAGGCCUCCCGACCGCUGCUGUUGCACCAAGCAAGCCUCUGACUUCCUCUGCCAGUACUUGCUUGCCGCCAGCCAGUCUGCCCUUAGGAGCAGCUGGCUUAUCAGUUAUACCAACGGUCACUCCUGGGCAAGUUUCCACCCCAGUCAGCUCUGCGCCAGGAGUGAAACUGGAAACUCCUCCAGCAAAGCCACCUUUAACUAAGCCUCCAGUGCUGCCCGUGGGCACUGAACUUCCAGCUGGUACUCCGCCCAGCGAGCAGCUGCCACCUUUUCCGGGACCUUCACUAACUCAGCCCCCGCAGCCCCUGGGAGACCUGGACGCUCAGCUGAGAAGAACCCUCAGUCCCGAGACUGGUGUGCUGACGUCUGCCGUUGGUCCCGUGUCUGUGGUGGCUCCAGCAGCAGUUGUGGAGACAGGAGCCCAGCUUCCGAAGGAUGUUGUUUCAGUCUCUCAAGUGACAGAAGCUCCUGUCCUUGCACCCACUUCCACAGCUGGUGUUCUGAAGAUGGGGCGAUUUCAGGUUUCCGUUGCAAUGGAUGAUCCCCAAAAGGAGGGUAAAAGUAAGUCAGAGGACGUCAAGUCUGUCCACUUCGAAUCUAGCACGUCAGAGUCCUCAGUUCUGUCAAGCAGCAGCCCCGAGAGCACCGUGGUGAAGGCAGAGCCCAAUGGGCUGGCCAUCCGGGGCGCCUCUGCAGAUGUGCUGGACAGCGCCCGCCCGCCGCCCACCUCAGAAGCUGGGCAGCCUAGCAGGGUUGGCCGCUUCCAGGUGACCACCACAGCGAGCAGAGUGGGCCGCUUCUCUGUGUCCAGAACCGAAGACAAGAUGGCUGAGGUGAAGGGAGAGGAGCCAGUGGCCUCUCCUUUCGUGGACUCGGAACACGACCUCCCUCCCACCAUGACGCCAAAGAAAGAGAAACCCGAGCUGUUGGAGCCUUCACAUCUGAACGGGCCGUCUUCCGACCUGGAGGCCGCCUUCCUCAGCCGGGACGCGGGUGCCGGCUCAGGGAGCCCCCACUCCCCGCCGCAGCUGAGCCCCAAGGGCCUUCCUGCCCCGAGCCUCAGUCAGAGCCUCAGCAACUCCUUCAACUCCUCCUACGUGAGCAGCGACAACGAGUCAGACAUUGAAGACGAGGACUUAAAGUUAGAGCUUCGCCGACUACGGGAAAAACAUCUUAAAGAGAUUCAGGACCUGCAGAGUCGCCAGAAGCAUGAAAUUGAGUCUUUAUACACCAAACUGGGCAAGGUUCCUCCCGCUGUCAUCAUUCCCCCAGCAGCCCCCCUUGCAGGGAGAAGGAGGCGACCUACCAAAAGCAAAGGGAGCAAGUCCAGUCGCAGCAGCUCUUUGGGGAAUAAAAGCCCUGGACCAGGUACCCUGUCUGGUCAGAGCGCAGCUUCAGUCUUGCAUCCUCAGCAGACCCUCCCUGCUCCCGGCAGCGUCCCGGAGACAGGGCCCAACCAGCUGUUACAGCCCGUGAAGCCAUCUCCUUCCAGUGACAACCUGUAUUCGGCCUUCACCAGUGAUGGUGCCAUUUCAGUACCAAGCCUUUCUGCUCCAGGUCAAGGGACCAGCAGCACCAACGCCGUUGGGGGAGCUGUGAGCAGCCAGGCCGCCCCGGCUCCGCCUCCUGCCGUGACGUCCAGCAGGAAGGGCACGUUCACGGAUGACCUGCACAAGCUGGUGGACAACUGGGCCCGGGACGCCAUGAGUCUCUCAGGCAGGCGGGGAAGCAAAGGACACGUGAGCUAUGAGGGCCCUGGCAUGGCAAGGAAGUUCUCCGCGCCCGGUCAGCUGUGCGUCUCCAUGACCUCAAACCUGGGCGGCUCUGCCCCCGGCUCUGCAGCGUCAGCUACCUCUCUAGGGCACUUCCCCAAGUCCAUGUGCCCCCCUCAGCAGUACGGUUUCCCUGCCCCCCCGUUUGGCACGCAGUGGAGUGGGACGGGUGGCCCGGCACCCCAGCCGCUUAGCCAGUUCCAGCCUGUGGGAACAGCCUCCUUACAGAAUUUCAACAUCAGCAACUUGCAGAAAUCCAUCAGCAACCCCCCAGGUUCCAACCUGCGGACCACGUAGACCCGAGGCGAUCCUGGGGCAGGUUUGGGGGCAGGAGAUGGAAUGUGGGGGGUGGGGGGGAAUAGCCUGUAUGCUAACUACUAGUGCUGCAUUUAACUGGUCAUUUCUUGCCAGAAAGGAAUGUUUUAAUCCCGCUUAGAGCCCUUGGAGUGGACUCUCCCCUGCCCUCACCGCCGCCUGGAGUGGGAGGAGAGAGGGCAGCUGUCUUGUGUGCUUUGUCGUCGCCCAGACCCAGCAGUGAGCGCUUGGGAAGUCGGGUUGGUCAGAAGGCUCCUAGAGAGCUCUGGAAAAGCAGAGCCGUCUGCAUUUUCAUGUGGUGGGGCUCUUCAUUGUGGGAGCCACCCCAGCCCCUUACUUACUCCCUCAAGAAUAUAAACCACAAGACAAAAAAUUUAAACUAUCGGGCUCUCUCCUACCCUGUCGCCCCCACUGUUUUUUUUUCUCCUGUCUCCCCCUACCCCCCACCUCAAUCCAACCAAUCUUUAGAACCCAGUGAAGACACCAGGGGAGGGAUGGAGGUUUCAGCCCUUUCUUACAAUAGGUCAUUAGUGCUUUAAGCAAAUGAUACUCGCAGCUUUGACUGCAGCAUUAGCAAUUAGGAAAAAAAUUAAGUUCCCUGCGGACAUGUAACUUUGCCAUCAGUUUUGAUGUGGAAACACUGUGAUGUAUAAAUGUUGUUGGACAACAGUAGUUUAAGAGUAAAAUAUGAAAGGCUUAAAAAGGCUAGCUCUGUCCUUACUUACUGAGGUUUCACUUUUCCCCUUUGUAUCUCCAUUGUACUAGAUAAAUAAAUGUGAAUGUACACUUGUAAAGUCACUCGACUUGAAUCCUUCCGUCCUCCCAGUGCCGCUUGCUGGACGCUUAGUGCCUUGGACUUCUGUCGCUUCUGCCGUUGCAUCAGCUUCUCGUCAGACCGUGGUCCGCGAGGGCGUGUGGAAGGACAGCGUGGGUCCGUGUGACCCGGCAGUGGACUAUGUUGUAAGGAAACUGGAAGGGUAUUUUUUUUCAAGUCAUUUAACAAUUUUGUAAGAUGAGCAGGAUGAGAAGUUAAGUUGACAUCAGUGGUUAAAGCAGAAAACUGUUUCAGGACAAGUGAGGAGGGAUGCUGUCACCAAAUCGGGCAGUUAACAGACUGAGUGUGGUGUGCGAUAGGUGCUGAGAGGCUAGAGGCUGGAGAACAGACGUGUUCUGAAGACUUGGUGCUUGGCCAGCGGCUGCCCUAAGCCUUACUUACCUGCGCUGGGCUUGAACACAGAAGAUUGAGAAGAAAUGGCUGAAGAGAAAGGAAGGGGGUGGGGGCUAGUUUUUAAGUUGGGAGGUGUGAUAGUGAAACGUCUCAGAUGGAGAAAGUUGCUCUAAGAAAAAUUGUUUGGCUUGCUUUCCUCUUGGUGCAAACGUAGCGUGUAUUUCUCAACGUGGGGUCCUGCAGUUUGUGGCAGGUGGUCCCACAUCUGAAAUAAGCACUGCAGGAAUGGCUGCUUGUUCCUCCUCACUUCUGUAUAAUGUCCAGAGGGUUGCAGGGUCAUAAUCUCCUGGCUACCUGUGUUUCUAGAAUGACAAUGGAUACUCUCAUAUAAAGAGAGACUCCCCUCAAGUAAUAACUGCAACCAGCCAGUAUUAUUUAGUGCUAUGUCUAGUUGUGAUGGGCAGUUUUAUUUUCAGAAACUUCAGGAAAUACUCUCCCAAUUGCCUGUUUUGGGGAUCUCUGUUCUCCCAGCAGAUGGGGCAAGAAGCCAGGACUCUUAAUCUUGGGGUGCUGCUUCUCUUGACUCUCAGCCACCUCAGUGGCCCACCCCAGGAAUCUCCCAUGACAGGAAGAGCCUGGCUGUCCCGUCCUUCAUUGGCCAUUUUCUUUAUUAAGUUAGCAAGGCCCCAAAGAUACAAAUGAAAGCUGAGGUUUUAGGAAGGUAAGAGAUGAGAAGGGCAGGUGCUCCAAGCUUUGCUUUGAAAGCUUUGCUUUUACUUUCUCUCUGCCUAUAAUCCUCGGGAAAUGGUAAGAGUAAGGACAGAACAAGAAGUGCCGAGGAAAUGGGAAACAGAUACCUGGACAGAGGAGACAGGACUUUGUACCAAAGGAGGGAGCCAAAUGCAGCACGACUGUCUUGUCACUUUGGUUUAAUGAUUUUGAGGUCUCUUCACGCACAUGGAAAGUAAGAACUGGUUUUACUUACUGUUGAUUUUUUUUCCCCUCCUGUGGAUGAAAUAACAAGCCUAGAGGAAUGAACCAGUGCUACUGAACUGUUUAAAUUAUUUUCGUGUUAAUAGUACACUUUGAGUAUCUUUUUCCACAUUAAAAAAAUCUUUCUGAAUUAUAAAUGUUUUCCUUACAUUAUUUAACAAUGUACACUGUUUAAAAAAAAAAUAAACUGAAUUCAAACCUUAGGGAUUCUUGGCAGCUGUCACUCCUGUUUGGCACUAACUGUGGGUUGCACUUUCUGCUUGUGGACAUGUGAUGAAGCCAUUCGAAUAAACCGAACUUGGUUUUGUUGA